Messenger RNA from Chara braunii, 3306 nucleotides. The record is from the annotation of a GenBank genome assembly. NCBI's taxonomy places the organism in Eukaryota, Viridiplantae, Streptophyta, Charophyceae, Charales, Characeae.
ACUUAGUUGUUUCUAGUGCCUUGUUUCUUUUAGUCUGGUUUGGCGUGUGCUAUAUAGCUAUUCUCUGUUAGAUUGCGUGUGCUAUAUAUCUAUUCUCUGUUAGAUUGCGUGUGCGUAUACCUAUGCAUAUACCUAUAUCUAUAUCUAUAUCUACGUCUAUAUCUAUAUAUCAAUAUCUAUAGAUCUAUCUACUUAUGGAUAUUUAGAUAGAUAGAUAGAUAGAUAGACAGAUAGGUAGAUAGAUAGAUAGAUAGAUAGAUAGAUAGAUAGAUAGAUGGACUCGAUGGAAGUUGGCUCCCAUCAGCGUCGCAUUGAAGCCAUCGGAUCGUUUCUCGUCCUAUGUUUUCUAAUGGCUUGUUCGAGCGCCAGCGGUCAGGGGGGGACCACCUAUGCACUUAGGCUUGCGUUGGACACUCCAUUCAGGGAAACUGCAGUUCAGUCGGCUGCUCCGCCUUUGAGUGCGGCGGGUUGGGCGAGUAUUCCGCCUUUAUCUGCGCCUGCCCCGUCCGCGUUAGAGCCGACUCCGCCGCCAUCGGGACUGAUUCCGCGCAACAGCACUUUGUUCCCGUCAAGCCGCCUGGUGUGGUUUCGCGCCGCCGCCCCUCCGUUCCCGCAGACCUCAGCCGGGAAGUUAAUCUGCCGCUCUACGGUCUACGACCUUGUGGUUGCUCCACAAAGCGCGGCACUUUACGUCCUACUCUGGGAAUUCUGCUCCUUGGAGGAUGAGCUCUCUCAUCAGCGCCAGUCAUUCUGGAAAGCAGAUCUCGCUGAAGUUAGUGACGACGGCUCUACUACUCGCGGCAAUGUUUCUGAGGGGCAGCUGCUCAGUUAUUGGUGGCCUUUUGGCGCGGGAAAUGGUUCUGCUGUCGACACCCCAUUCAUCCAGUACCCUGGCCCAAAUGACACCGUUUCGAUGGCCGACGUUUGGGCGAUGGAUAUCACACGAGCGGAGGAUAGCCUUUCGGUCUUGUCUAACCCAACUGGGAGGGGCGUGUACUCCCACAUUUCCGCCUUGUCGACAUACAAUGGCAGCAGAACAUCUAUUGCCCUGCCGGUAAGCGACGUUCGCAGUCUGACGCUCAAUCCGAACAAGACGCGAGCGUACGUCGCUCUAGCCUUUCCACCCAUUUCCAUCAUGACCGCUUCUGUGGAGUGGACAGGGAUCCCGAUGGACGGCGCGGAGUGGACCGACGUAAGGAGAUUCACUCCAGACGGCGGUCUCGAUAUCAUAAACGCCAACUUCAACUCGCAGAGCUUUUCCUCGGACGAGCGCUGUCUCUAUUUCCUGGACUCUAAGAACCUUCGUGUGUGGGGAAUCGAUCCCCUUACCUCCGCUGGUACCGCGACUACCCCCGUGCUCAUCGCGGGAUCCGGAUCGAGAGGAGUGCUCGAUGGGGACGGACUCACCUCCUCCUUCAACAACUUGACGAACAUGGCGGUCACUCCCGACGGCUGCAACAUCUUCGUCACCGACGUCUUUUACGGCUCGCUUCGUUGGCUGCAGCUGGACUCGCCGUGCUCCGCGGCUCGCAGGGUGCUCACAGUCGAACGCUAUCCCGGGCUGCGACUGAUCAGGUUCCGUCAAUCGGGUCGCGACCUCUACCUCUACGUUGGGUCGAGCGAUGGCUCGGUGACCGAGUUGAAACUCAACGCCUCGCAGCUGCACUCUUGCGCUCCCGCAGCGCCACCGCCGCCUCCGCCGCCGCGAUCUAACCCGAGCCCCGCGCCCCCGGCUGACUCGAACUUCCCAUCCCCUGACUCGAGCCUACCCUCGUCUGCCUCCUCUCCCAGUCCCGCGUCCCCAACAAAGCCGGGGGGAACUCGCAGUCUACCGGUAGCUUUAAUCGUAGCUCUCCCGCUCUCUAUUCUCGCAGUCCUCGGCGCAGCCGCUUGCGCAAGCUUCCUCAUUAUACACAAAAAGAGAAGGCACGGAGGGGUUAAAAAGGCCCAGCAGAUGCCCAACUUGAGGACGAACAGCACCGGCGUGUACACGGUUCCAACGACUGGGUCGUCGCCGGGGGUAGCAUGGGGGAAAGAUGAGCUUGGGGGAGGAGAGAGACAGGAGGGGCUUCAUCCUUUGCAGGUGAAGCAGUUCUCAUUUGCAGCUCUGUCCUAUUGCACUCAGAACUUCAGCGAGAGCUACCGUAUCGGACCCGGCGGGGCGUUUGGUAAUGUCUACUGGGGAUCGAUGGAGGACGGCAAGGCGUUGGCGAUGAAGGUCAUGACAGGCGAUCUGACAGAGGGGAAAAGGAAGAUGUUUCUGGCGGAAGUGAACACGCUGAGCAGAGUCCAUCACGCCAACCUCAUCCAACUCGUCGGAUUCUGCCACGAGGGCAAUCGGUCGAUCUUGGUCUAUCCCUACUUUCCAGGGGGGAGCUUGUUCGCUCGUUUGCACGAGAGAGACAGAGCCGUGCCGGGGAAAGCUUCCAUGCCGCCGCUGACUCUGGUGGAGCGGAUGUGCAUCGCCUUCCAGAUCGCUAAGGGCCUAGCCUACCUUCACGAGGGUGCCGACCCGCCUGUCAUCCAUCGGGACAUCAAGAGCAGCAACGUGCUGCUUGGCGAUGGCUCCGGGGAGAAGUUGCACGUGGUGGUGGCGGACUUCGGCCUCGCCACUAUAGGAGAGAGAGUGUUCGGCACGGAGCGUGAGUCCGUGGUCAAGACCUCGCACAUGGCGGGCACGUUCGGGUACAUGGCGCCGGAGUACAUGAUGGGAGGAAUUCUGUCGGAGAAGAACGACGUGUACGCUUUGGGCAUUAUCCUGCUGGAGCUGCUGACGGGCCGGAAGGCCGUGGCAAAGGCACCCUCUGGGGUGGGAUGGGAGACCCUAUCGGACUGGGCUAAGCCGAUGCUUAAAAAACUACACGUCGUUGGUGACGAGAUGGGGUACCAAAUUCUGGACCCUUGCCUGCGUGAUCAGGCGGCAGGAUUCAGGUUCAGCCGUAUGGUUAGGGAAACGCUGCUUUUGGCGAGCGAGUGCAUACGAGAGGACGAUCAAGCAAGGCCACCGAUGUACGGAUUGGUGGACAAGAUGGGCAAUCUGCUCAAUGAAGCCCAGAUCGACGUCAGGCAAACGAAGCACUGACCGUUUUCAUUAAUGGCAGGAAAGGUCAGUCAUGAUGAUUGACCGGACGGAGAGAGAGAUCUCAACAUGAAGCUUAUGACUGACGAAGAAGUCAUCCCAGAACGCGCGAUGGCGGAUCGGCCUCGUUAGUUGCAGGAAGGAGAGAGAACUGGCUAUGCCGGAUCAUCACUUUCAUUACUGGCUGAAAGGACAGAGAAUCUGCUGAAUGAAGUGCAGAUCAACGU